CGCCGUAGCCGGCUUCGAACGGCAAGAUGGCACGCCCAGCAAUCAGCCUUGUCUUAGGUAAAGGUAACUUUCAUUUCUUCGAUCUCGUCUUUGCGGAAAGAAUAUAAUUGCUGGCAAUGUUUCUCUUGUCCUGACUUUACUGGCCUGGUGCCGUCCGCACUUCUCCAUUCGCUGAUUCUCCCCCGGAACCAUUUCAUUCUUUCCACAAACCCAGCCUAUCGCUCACGGAAGUGCGAGGCACACGGGCUUCCAUCGUACCGGAAAGGCCUGUCGAAGCUACCACAUAUUGCUCGCGAAUCAAAACGGCUUGAUUACCAUCAUUCCUGCCAAGCUUUCCCAGCUUACAUUUCAAGUUUUACUCAUUGGGCAAGACCUGAGCCCAGCAUGCCGUUCCUAAAAAGGUCCAGGUCGCACAUGGUUCAACACGAGGUGCGAGGCCCUGGUACGGUGGAGCAUGGACUGCUCGGCACAACACGACCAUACGAUGCGACUCCGACAACCGCGCUCUCGCGCAAUGAGCUAGUGCAGCAAGUACCAGCAAAAAGUCGCUCGCAGCGCCGGACAUCUCUCUUUGGUCGUCCGAAGUCUGCAGACGAACGAAAGAGCAUCGACUCUCGACCACGGACCGGAAGCAAGGUAGCAGGGAUUCGCGUUAAGAUGUUGUCUUCCAUGGUCGAGACUAUAGACAUCUCUACUGGAGGCGAUACCUUCCGCUUCCCAACGCCGUCACCUCGGCUGCAACCACAUAAGAGCCAAGCUACUGAAGUCGCACCCUCGCCUUUGCGCAUGGCUUCAGGAUCGCCAAGGAUUGGGAUUGCCAUAGGAUCACCAUCCCAGGUGCCCCCAACCUGGGGACGGUCGUAUACUACGGAUCGAAUAGUCGACAGAUUGCCACCCACAGCGAUGCUACAACGGCGUAAUACCGAAAUGACUGCGAUCCCUCAGUACAAUGUCUCUUGCGAGCAUCCGAAGCCGCCGGAACUGAGGAGGAAAAAGUCCAGCUGGAAGACUUUCGGUGCGCUGUUCCAGAAGAAGCCCGCCACAACCUCAGCUUCGGAGCCCUUCUAUAAAGUUCAGUUACCGGUCCAGCCUGUUGCGCGUCCGCUCAUUGACACGCCGUCUCCUUCUCCUGGGCCGGCACGUAGCCCGGGAUCCAUAAAUGCACAUCACAAACGAACGCCCUCGAUUACACGCGGAAUAGCGCGUUUCGAAGCACGGGCGGAGGCGGACAGGCAGUCGUUUUGGCCGAACAUUGAGAGCAAGAUGCAUCAGUCUCCAAGGGCUAGUCAGCAGGUAGUUAAUCCGCAGACGGCGACGGUAGAUCACGCAAAUCCCACUACCAACGUCCAGGUGGCUGGAACCAUGAAGCCAACAACGUCAUGCAGCGCGACUACAUCAACGCAUCAAUCGGUUCCGCGAGCUGUUCCGACGACACCGAAGCUGGAUCUUGACAUCCCGAACGGCGAACUGGAGCGCUACAGUGUCAUGUUCGAAAAGCUGCUGGAGCCCAAGAAACAGAGUAUACUGGAACGGAGACAGAGCAAGAUUAGGCGAAUACCCACGGUACAGCACAAAGAGCAAGCCAUCACCACAACCAUUGCAGAAGCAACUUGCGAAUCCAGUCCAGUCGAGUUGCGGGUGGAUAGUGCACGCGCCAUGCUGCCAUUGCAACGAAGUGCUACAUCGCCGCACCUGAAGAACGUGCCAUCUUUGCGCAUUAAUGUCUUCGACAAGAAUGGCUUACCGAAGCAAAUCGCGCCAACAACGCAGCGUCCGCGUUUGAUGCAGCGUUCGAAGACGGCGCCGUCUGGCGCGGUUUCACCCAUCGCUCGGAACUUCAGUCGAAAGCGGGUGACUGACGGCCACGCAGCGACGAACCCAGACGUCUCUCCCGCAUUGCGAGCCCCAACAGACGACAUUUCACUGCCACCGACGCCGGAUACCUUUCAGAGUGUACAAGAGACUAGCGCGCAGAACGAUCGCGUCUUAACAUCAUUGCACGACUCGGCUCUACGCGUGCCCCGCUCAGCCGCCGCAACGCGCAAAGAGCCUGGCACGUCCGCAGCUGCUGCUCAGCUGUCCCCACGAAGCGUGUCGGGACAGGGCGGUAACCCGCUCUACCCGCGGGUCAGGUCGCCGGAGGAUCUCGAGCGGCAGAUCAUGCAGGUGAGCGUCGCUAGACAAGUUAGCGUCAACAAGGCACGGAGCCGAGUGCAGAGAGCGGUGGAGAGUAAGCAGCCUUUGCGACCUAGAGUGGUAGAGUUGCAGAAGAAUCGGCAAAGUACGCAUGUGGUGGUGAUUGAAGGGGGUGAAUGUUGAGAUUAUUUGGAAGCUGGCGUUCUCCCAGACUUGGAUUGAAGUUAAUGUUACAGCAGUAGUGGACCCGGCUGGACUGCUGCAGUGAGCUUGAAGCCAUAUACAUAUGUCAUAAAUUAAUCCGUUCACGCCAUGAG
Molecule: messenger RNA, 2453 nt
Organism: Baudoinia panamericana UAMH 10762
Lineage: Eukaryota; Fungi; Ascomycota; Dothideomycetes; Mycosphaerellales; Teratosphaeriaceae
Exons: 1
Coding region: 385-2319 (644 amino acids)
Source: RefSeq, a predicted model, not a curated record